UGCAAAUAAAAAUAAUUGACCUUUUACAAAUAAGGAGAUUAUUGGGUUUGACCGGAGCAAAUUUGAUAAAAGAGAUGCUAUUAUUUUAUUUUGCAAAAAAUACCAUCUAACUGAACUACCAGAAACUCAAAAUGAUGCGAAUAGUUGCAUUAAAUGAAGAAUGCAGUGAUGAACCGGAGGAUCAGAUUGUGGUUACCAGAGAGGCGCAGGAAGCGAUUGCGGAGGCUGAAUACAUUAAGGCAAUAAAUCUAAAAUUCAAAGGAGAUGUGAAAUCUGCACUUUCAUUGUUGAGCCAAUUGCUGGAAACUCAAGUUCUCAAUGAGCUUCUGGCAGAAGACACUAGCGGAAAAUUACGCACGAUUCGUUAUAAUUGCCAUAAAAAUAUAGCAUUUAUUCAUGAAGAAAGAAACGAGCAUGAAUUGGCAUUGGAAAACUACAUAAUGGCCACACAAUUAGACGAUACGGACGUAUAUACUUUGCACCGUUUUGGUCAAUUGGCUUUAAAACUCAACGCUAUAGAAUUGGCUGAGUAUGCCUUUGAAAGAUGCCUGCGUUGCAAUGCCUCACAUUGGAGUGCCGCUGAUGGUAUGCUACGCACACUUUGCGAGAAUCACAAUAUAAUCGGAGCAUAUGGCUAUGCAUUGAAACUAUACUCCAGAGAUCCUUCUUAUGAACGCGCAGCUAAAAUACUGUAUGAAAUCUCUGAAAUUUUUAAGUCAUCACUGCCACUUUGUGAAAAUAUGUACGGCCCGUUUCCCAAAAAUUUGAAACCACUUCCUUCGUGGACGAAGGAAAGUGCAUUUCCGCGAAAAUACCGAAAUGAAAAUAAGGAAGACGAUGCCGAAAAUAUGGCAUUACCGGCGGAAGUCGUACAAAAGAUAAGAGUUAAAGAGCUAAGCUGGGUUUCUGUGGGACAAUACAUUGUAUCACUCUACCGAUAUAUGCAAGAAAAUGGCAAGGCAUUUAUUGUGCUUUUAGAACUGAAGGAUAUAUUAGCUGAGAGCAAGGAUUGCAGCAACGAAGGAAAGGCAGGUCAGCAAGAAUGUAACGAACCAAAAGAAAUAAGUGUUAUACCCAAUAGCAAUUCAAGUGAUAACGUCGAUAUGAUACAAGAAGCCGACAUAAAUUGUAUUAACGCUGCGAAUCAAAAUGCGACUGAGUUGCAAGUCAUCACGCCACCAACAAGUGAUGUAGAGCAAACAAAAAAAAUUGCCGAAAAUUCGCCUGAUGAAGCAGAGGCAUAUGAGAAAACAACGACCAAUUCAGAAACAAACAAUAAACCUAAGCCACGUAGACGUUGCAGUGAUUUACAUUUUCUCGAACAAUGGGGCUGGCACAAAAACCGACGGUAUAGUUCAAGGAAAAAGGUUACCUCCGAACGAGUUGAAGUGGACACUUCAUUAAAAGGGGUAUUGAGGAAAAUUUUCGUCAAGUACGCAGAUGUUAACAUUGACGAGGAAUGGCCAUUCGGUACCCCAAAGCAGGAUAUCAAAAAUAGUGAUGAGAAAUGCGAAGCUUGCAGCGGCCUAAUGUCAAAUGCUGAAUUUCAAGAAAUGACAAGCGAUAUUUUUACGGAGUUUGUUGCUAAGAUUGAGGCCAAAACUUUUGACCCAUCCAUGUUGGUAUUUGAGUGGCUAAAGUGUAUAUCAUCUUAUUGGACAAAGGGUUUGCCUUUAGAUAUACGAGUUUUAUAUCUGGAAAUAUUUUGUGUUUACUUGGAUAACUUUGACUGCUCACCGUGGAAUCAACAAAGCGUUGACUCUAUUGACCAAUUUUAUAGAAUUUCUGUUUUGUUUUUGGAAUUAGACUACACUGUCAGGAACUCUGGGAAUAAUGAACUAUCGCCCAUAUGGAAGCAAGUUUUCGAUCAAUUGGCAUUCCGCUCAGGCACGGCUUAUGUUGCACUCGGUCAAGCAUUUAAUACGUAUAAGCUACGUCUUGUAAAUAUAGAGUUUUUAUGGUUCGAUAUGCGAAAUGAACUUGAAAAAUGCAUAGCAUGUUUAGAAAACAUGGCGAAUAUGAUAUCAGUUAUCGAGGGAAACGAGUUCAUUUUGCAUUUACCAAAUUUACGUACAAAGUGCAUAACGAAAAACGUGGUGCAGGAUGCGCAGGUCGAUUUUAAGAGGCGUAUUGCAUUGGGCAAGGUACCCAAACUUUUCGAACAAGAAAAGUGGCAAGAAGUUGUAAAUAUAAUUACAGACAAUUUAUCUAAUGACGUGGAAGUAGAAGACUGCGACAACUGGGUUAAGAAUUUCAAAACUCAGGUAGAAAUUCUGUUGCAAUCACUAUGGAAUAUGUCAUCAUAUGAGGAGUGCUUGAAAUGGGCCGAAAAAUGCUUACACUUUUGCAUUGUACGUUAUGUAAAAGAAACAGAUAAGACACGUCAACAGGAAUUGUGGUCCGUUGCAUUAAAUUAUAUUUAUUCUUAUAUAGAAGUGAUAAUAUUGAACGAAGGCAACGAUAUUGUUUCUUGCUUAGAUGAGACGCUGGCACGUCUUGUGCAAAAUACAAUUUGUGUAUUAUCAUUUCAUUUGGAUUCGACUCAGCCUAUCGAUAAGAGUAUUAAUCCAGAGCACGAAUUUAAUAUGAAUCGAGCCUUUGUUGUAUUACAUCAAAUAAUGUUAAGGGAUGAGAAUAACACAUUAACGGUUACUAAACCCAAGUCUAAUAAUGAUGCUGAAGAGGAAGAGGAACCUUUACCCUGCUCAUUCUCGAUUUUAUUUACAGCACACGACUUUUUAGGCAAAUUUCAGUGCUGUACACGUAAUGAUGGCGCAUUUUUACAUUACAUUUUAGAUAUUAUCGUACCCAUUAUUAGAGCACCACUUUAUGACUCAUGUCGUGAUACACUCUAUGAAUACUUGGAGCAAGUUACUUUUUGUUUGUACGGUUAUCCGCAAAAGAAAGCGCGUUCUCGACAUUUAGAGGACCACGAGGCCACCAAUGUUGAAUUGACAUGGGCGAAGGCGGUGCAAGCUUUUGAUUUGUAUAGGCCAGAGUGCUUACCUGAAAUAAAUUCUUAUAAAUUGGAGUCGAUUACAGCGGAUUUGGAACAGUUCUUCCUAAAAAUUGUCGCACUAAUGCCAUCCGAUGUGGAUCCGUCGCCGGCAACUACAAAAAUAUUAGAGUUUAUUAAAGGCAAUGAUUUUGGUUCACUAGAACCUGCACAUACCUCUUUGCCCUAUAAGAUACGUUGUAUAUUCUAUUUGUUGGCUGAUUAUUACUUCAAAAAUCGUGACUUUUCCAAAGCAAUCAAGUAUUAUACCUUGGAUUUAACAAUAAGCCCCACACGCUUCGAUUCGUGGGCGGGUAUUGCAUUAUCCAAAGCAAGCAAAAUUGAAACGAGACUAAAUGGAUUGACGCCCAUGAAUCCUAGUAAUAUUUUAGCCGAAUCAGAAGAUACCAUAAGAUGUUUUGAAAUGUGCAUAUGUUUAAAUCGCCAGCAAACCUUGCUAUGGAUAGAAUAUGGCUCUUUUACGUACACACUUCAUUCCUAUUGUUCACGCCAACUAAAGCGCUCAGCAGAAAAUUUAACAGCCGAACAAACAUCACUACUGCAAGCGCGCAAAGGACGUGUUUUGAAUAUUACUCAUAAUUGCUUUUCCUUGGCUGCUGCUUUACAAAAUGCUGAACAAAACAGUAGCGAAGAGAACGAAGACUCUCAUGAAGAGAAAUGGUUGUGCCAGUAUAUGCUAGGGAAAAUUGCCGAAAAGCAAAAAGAUCAUCCCAAAACUUAUUUGAAUUUUUAUUUGAAGGCCGCCAAUAAUCUGUACGAAAGCAAUGCCACCUAUCCAAUUAAAAUUAAUCACAGUAACCCUACAACAUUGUCGGUUGAGGCAUUGGAAAUUUUUUAUCGCACGAAUGCUUCCAUCAUAAAGUACCUGGAACAUCAAAAAGAAAUCUCACGCGAUAUUGGCAACCAUUUCAGCAACGUUUUAAAAAGCUUGGCAAGCAGCCCAUUCGCAUUUAAUAAGGCAAAAAUUGACGGUAAUAGUUUAAAUGCAUUGAAGCGCAAAGUAGUAGUGGAUAAAAACGAGCAGUCCAAAAUGCAAAAGACUUCUAAGAAGUCCAAUUAUGGGCCCAAUUGUAGUGCCGCUGCACAAACAGAAGUGGUAAAAGAAGAGGAAAAGGACGAACAAAAACCCAAAGAAGCAACUGAAAUAAAUAAAGUUCCUGCACAAGCACAAGAAUUGAGUGUUGACAAGGCAAAUAGUAGUAAGAGCAACCCCUCUCGUCGUGAAUCUGAGGAAAGCGGCGUCACUGUUACAACAACUACUAUAACAAGCAGUACAACCUCAAUUACUAGCGGCACGGAUUCAUCAUCAUCUGACAGCGACUCAGAUUCCGAUGGCUCUUCGAAUGACUCGAAAAAACUCAAUACACCCUAUCCGACAUACAAAGUUGAGAAUAUCUAUAAGAUUGUUGUGCAAAAUUUAGAAGAGUGUGUCACACGAUUUCCGGAACACUAUAAAUCAAUUUAUCGUCUAGCAUAUCAUUACAAAAACACGUCCUUACCAAAUCUUAAAAAUCUACAGCGUUGCGAGGAGCUAAUGAUGGGCCAAUAUAAAACUAGUUUAGAAAAUCAAAUAAAUGGUGUAUUUUACGACAGAAAAUGGAAUAAUAUAUUCAAUGGCAUUUGGCGUAUACCAUCAUCAGAAAUUGAUCGUCCUGGAAAUUUCGCAUCACAUUUAAUCAAAUGUACGACUAUUGUCAUCGAUUUGUUAUAUGAAAAUAAAAACCACAAAUUGCUAGUCGACAUCGGUUUACAACUUUACAAAACGCCAGAACAAGAUAAACGCUAUAUUAAAGAUUGUGAAAGAGUUAAGCUCUCCCAGCAAAACUUAAAUUACUGCGCUCAGAUAAUGCGAGAUAUAUUGAAACAAAAUAUGGAAAAUCGGAAUGAUGUUGAAACGUUAAAUCUUUUAAUCGAUAUUUAUAAAGUCCACAAAAAAUGCUUAAAGUAUAUGAAUCAAAAGGAAUCGCUCUUCACAGAUCUCAUGGUGGAUGUAUAUAAAUUUUACAUACAAAAUAAAGUUGACAAUGUGCCUGAAAAUUUGAAUUUCCUGGAUUUAGCUAUAAAACUUUGUCUACAUGAAAUCGCAUUUCGCCGCAAUCAAGAGAAAGUUAAUUCCAGUGAAGGUGAUACAACACAAGGCGUGUGUCAAUCACAGUCACAGCCGUUAAGCACAAAGGUAAAUAGACAAAUUCAUAUACCAGGCUUGACAAUGCGUCAACGUGGACGAUCAAGUCUGAACAAAAGUGCAGAUAGUGGAUUUGGCACCGAAAGUAUGCCUAGCAUGAGCGGCAUGCCGGUUCCGACGUCGACCAGUGACACCAUAUGGCACCACUUACUCAGGGGACAACUUCCCUCAUUGGACAUGCAGCAAAUUUUGGAUUCAACUAAACCUUUCGUAGAAAGUAAGCAACAUGAUCAAUUCUUCAUGAAAGAGAUGUUAGAUCAAUAUAAAGCCAUAUUUCAAUCUAUGCAAAAUGAUCAAAUUGCGGCCAGUACAUCGCUUGCAUCUGCUUUUCAGCCAAUACCCACAUCUACCAUUCCGUUGCUCUCAACAAUGAGCAAUUUAACCACCAUCGCACCGAACCCAGUCUUCCUUUCAGCCUCAUUACCGAUAGAAACUACGAUAACGCCCGCAAUAUCGAAACAUACUCAAGAAACUACAAGCGGCACUUUUACGCCGAUGAGCGCUGCGCAGGCAAUAGCUAAUUACGACAUAACAAUUACACCUUUUUGCAACAUCAACACAUCGAUGCCCCGAAAUUUACCCAUCGUUUCCACCGUCGCCACGAAUAGCAAACCAAUCGCCAGCGUUAAUCCAACAGAUUCAAGUGUUUCACAAUUUGUUUAUAAUGCAAGUUCAGCAACAUCGAUGUCGCAUAUGCAACAAACAAAUUUUGCCAUGGCCAUGAGUGGUCAACCGCAAGCACAAAAUAAACCGAAAGGAUCAGCAGGCGUCAAAGUGGGUAAACAACUAAGUGUCGCGAAUGCUCCAAUUGUAAAUCCGUUAGCUACAUUUGGUUGCAGCGACUUGUAUAAUCAUCAAAUGCAAAUAUUAAUGAAUCUAAUGCAAGAUGCUAAUAAUACCUUCCAGCAACAACAGCUACCGCAGCAGCAACAGCCACCCCCACAGCAGCAACAACAACCACCGCAGCAGCAACAGCCUUCACCACAGCAGCAGCAGCCACAACAGCAGCAAAAUUUUUCAAUGCCAACGCAACAGAAGCCGCGCGCUGCCACAAAACGAAAAGCUAAACAACAAAAUGCUCCAAUCUCCGCAAUAAAUUCACAUAUUCUGCCAAACGCUGCCACCACCACCACCCCAAUUGCCAGUCAAAUGAUCAAGCAGGAGUCAUUAAGUACACCAACUGCAAUGCUUUCUGAGAAUCAUCCACUUUUUUGUCCCUCAAUGGAUGCGAAUGGUAUGGCAAUUAAUCAAUUUACUUCCAUAUCGCUGGGAAACACGGUAAGUUCGACUACUUUAACUAACGCAUUACCGCCGGUCGUGUCGGCAAUGCAACAGACAACAUUUACACAACCGCAAACUUCGCCGCAACCUAGGAGCGGUAGUCAGCCUACGACUCCAACAAAAACCUUACAGCAAAAAUUAGCCGAGCGUAAAAAGGCCAAUCAACAAAAUGAAUCAAUGAACUUAACAAAUCCCAAUUCAAACACAAAUACAGAAAUUAUAAUAUUAGACUGAUAGUAGUAUAUUUGUUUAAUACAAUAUAUUAAUUUAUACAGGUUGGAAUAAGGGCUAAAGUCCUCAUACCUUAUUAAUAAUUAAAAAAAUACUAAAUACAAGUAUAUGUAAUUAGAAAAUCUAGACUUGUUUAAUAUAUAAAGCUGGGUUUAUGAAUGUAGGGUAAUUAACUGUAUGUUUUUAUACUUGUUUAAAUUCUUGAUUUUCAGGUUAUGGUUCUAUGAAUUUGUUUGUU
Molecule: messenger RNA, 6951 nt
Organism: Rhagoletis zephyria (snowberry fruit fly)
Lineage: Eukaryota; Metazoa; Arthropoda; Insecta; Diptera; Tephritidae
Product: calcineurin-binding protein cabin-1-like
Biological process (GO): chromatin organization
Cellular component (GO): nucleus
Molecular function (GO): protein binding; nucleosome binding
Source: RefSeq, a predicted model, not a curated record